Cuscuta campestris is the source of this 2536-nucleotide messenger RNA. NCBI's taxonomy places the organism in Eukaryota, Viridiplantae, Streptophyta, Magnoliopsida, Solanales, Convolvulaceae. The record is from the annotation of a GenBank genome assembly.
UGGUUCAAGUUCAAUCUUGGAACUCAUGUAAAAAUCAAAUUAAAGAAUAUUUUUAGACAAAAGAAGUAAUAUUUUGUCUCAUUUUGUAAAAUGUAGCAAAUUUUUUGUGAGGAAAGGAGUAUAAUUUUUAAUGUAAUAUUCUAAAUAUUUUUAAAUCUUCAACAGAUUUGAACAAAAAGUUUAAAAGGGAAAGAAGUGGACAUUCACAAGAAUGAGAGACGGAGCAUUUAUUUCACUGUUUAUUUAUAACAAGUUUUUUGUAUCCUCUUUCAUUGAAUGCUCUGAGCCGCCGCCGCCGCCGCCGUCAUGGCAUUUCCAGAGGAGGUCUGUCACUGCGAUCUCCUCAUCCAUGUCAAUGGCCACCACAGUUUCUUUCUGCAUCAGAAAGUUCUGGCAAGAUACUCCGGGAGGUUGAGGAAGGACACGAAGAAGACAUCAAGAAUCGAUUUUGACGAUUUCCCAGGAGGCCCAGACGGGUUCGAAUUGGUUUCAAGAUUCUGUUACAGCGGCGGCGAGACUGUGAGAAUCACCGUCCCAAACGUUUCAAUCCUCCACUGCGCCGCCGCGUUUCUUGAAAUGACAGAAAAGAUUCACCCUUUCAAUCUCUUCCACCAAACCCAGAUUUUUCUUGAAGGGAUUUGGGUCUGGUCUUGGCAUGAAAUCCUCUCCGCUCUCAAAUCCUGCGAACCCUUCUUUGAUUUUGCAGAUUCUUGCGGGCUAAUCACAAGGCUCAUGGAUUCAUUGGUAGCCAAGAUUUUUCAGAAUCCAGACAUUUCUUCGUCUUCUUCAUCUUCAUCUUCUUGUUCUUAUUCCUCCUCCUCCUCCAGAGCAUGGUGGUUUGAAGAUAUGACGGUUUUACCCCCGAGAACAAUACAGAAAUUUUUGGGAUAUUUCGGGAAGAAUGAGAAGAACAGCCCAACCCUCACAAAGUUCCUCCUGCACUACCUAAAGAGAGCAGGCCAGAGCAAGAACAGUGGAGAAAUUCCAAGAGCACCCUCAGAUUACAGUGGGAUUGCAGAGAGAGCAGUGCAAGGGGUGAUUUUGAGGGGCAAAACUGGGUUUUCCUGCAGAAGCCUGUUCUGGGUACUGAGAAUUGUGUCUGGAUUUGGGGUGAGGAGAGAUUGGAGGGAGAAGCUGGAGAGAUUGAUAGGUGGAGUUCUUGAGAAGGCCACACUGGAUGAUCUGCUGGUGUGUGGGCAAAAUGGGAAUGUGUAUGAUGUGAAUCUGGUUGUGAGACUGAUCAGACUGUUCAUUGAUCAUAACAACAAUGGUGAUGGUGAUAAUGAUGAUCUUGGCAAGAUGAAGAAGAUGAUUAGGGUUGGGAGAUUGAUUGAUAGGUAUUUGGGUGAGAUUUCUCCAGAUCAGAGCCUCAGAAUCUCAAAGUUUCUUGCCAUUGCAGAGAGCUUGCCAGAUGAUGCAAGGGACUGCUUUGAUGGUGUCUAUAGAGCCAUUGAUAUCUAUCUUGAGUCCCAUCCUACCCUCUCAUUUGAAGAAAGAUCAAGAAUAUGCAGAUGUCUAAACUAUGAAAAACUAAGCCUUGAGGCAUGCAAGGAGUUGGCCAAGAACCCUCGAAUCCCUCCCACAGUCGCCGUUCAGGCGCUCACUUCUCAGCGCCCGUCUGUGACGACUAAUAAAGAACACUCAUCAUCAUCAUCAUCAAAACCCCAAAUGGAAAUGGUGCUGUACAACAACUCUAAGUGUGAUUAUAGUAGUGAUAAUGCUAGUGGUGAGAAAAGUGAGGAUUUGAGGGUGAAUCUGCAGAGGAUGCAAUGGAGGGUUGUGGAACUGGAGAAGGUUUGCAAGGAGAUGAAGGGACAAAUGACUAAAAUGGUCAAGACUGGGAUCAUCAUGCCCCCUUCCUCAUCAUAUGGUAGAUCCUUGCCCAGACUCUGUUGAUCAGUUGAGGAUUAUUCCCUGCAGGGGUAAAAAUGGGAAAAAAGAAAAAAGAGAGGAUAUAUUGUGUGCAGAUUUGUUAUGUUCAUAUAUAUAUAUAUAUAUGUGUGUGUGUGUGUGUAUAUAAGCUAAGGAAGUUUCUUUUUUAUCUUUUCUUUUUUUCUUUCUUGUAUAUGUGUUUUGACAUUCUUAACAGAGUGAUGUUCAAGAAUUCAUGUGAUCUGCCAAGUGUUUUCGUUAUUGAGGCAUAGUCUUUGUGAUUAAAAUGGAUUAUAUACAAGACACUUUGUUCUUGCACUAUAAUCAAGCUUAUAUGGUUCAACACUAAGGUCUUGUUAAUACUAAUUAUGUCUUUAAUUUCUGAUAUGAGAUAUUUUAACACUUUGUUCUUGCUCUAUAAUCGAGCUUAUAUGGUUGUAAAUACGAACAAAAAGAAUCUUUUAUGACUCAAUUGUAUUUACUUACAUUUGAUAUUUAAGUGGAGUUCAUGUGGACCUGGAAUAAUAGGAAUGAGAAGAGUGACAAAAUGUGUCUAGUUUGUUAUAAGGGAGAAUAUGGUUCUCAAAUACCAAUUAGGAAAGAGUCUAGCAACACACAAUGACACAAAAACCCCUUACGUUCGAGAUAGAAAGGUUUUCAAGGG